UCUCAUUAUUAUGACUAUUCCCAGUUAAUUCGCCGUAAUCAGCUCUCUCCAAUUGUGAGUGAAAAUUUUGAGAAACCGGUUACUGAUGAGAAAAUAGUUAUGAAAUUCCCCUUUACAUUAUACGGUUCUAAUAUCAGCACAUUCAGUGUAGAUAAUAGUGGUGUAAUUUUUUUUUAUGGAGAAGGGGCUUACGGAUUAGUUCAAAACUCUGUCUCAUCGAAAUUUCACUGUGAAACUGAGAUUUCGGAUCGGGGUGAUACAAUCAAGAUAAUGAACGUGAUACACUCGAAUGGGAAGAUAUAUUUCUAUUAUGAGAACAUUAUAAAAAAUGAUGAGGAUGAUCGUGACUUUAAAGAAAAUGGUUGUCGGAAUAAAAGUUCGAUUGUCGAGGUUUCCAGUGAACCAACAACUGUAGCAACAACUGAAACUGAUCUAAGAAAUGAAUUGAAGGAGACCAGUGGAAGCAAUGAAUCACAUUUGAACAUGACCACAGAUACAACAACAGACAUAGAGAAAAGAAAAUCACCGCAAUAC
This is a messenger RNA of Schistosoma curassoni, 534 nucleotides long. The record is from the annotation of a GenBank genome assembly. Lineage: Eukaryota; Metazoa; Platyhelminthes; Trematoda; Strigeidida; Schistosomatidae.